Messenger RNA from Dentiscutata heterogama, 279 nucleotides. NCBI's taxonomy places the organism in Eukaryota, Fungi, Glomeromycota, Glomeromycetes, Diversisporales, Gigasporaceae. The record is from the annotation of a GenBank genome assembly.
GAGUAGAAUUUGAGCAAAUAAUGAAAGAUUAUUCAGAUUUAGUUAAAUAUGAUGAUGAUAUAUUUACUAGUGAAGAAUUUGAUAAAGAUUAUAUUUCUGAUGAAGAUAAUUUGGAUGAAAUUAGACAAUUUGAUUGUGAAAAUUUGGAGAUUAGUGAAAUAAUCAAUUUUAAUGCCUUUUCAGAAGAACAAGUGAGUGAAGUGAAUAUUAAUAGUAAUAUUGAAGCUGAAGAAGAAGCAGCAGAUUAUGAUAUAAAUAAAGUUAUCAAUGCAGCUAUAA